Molecule: messenger RNA, 1083 nt
Organism: Exophiala aquamarina CBS 119918
Lineage: Eukaryota; Fungi; Ascomycota; Eurotiomycetes; Chaetothyriales; Herpotrichiellaceae
Product: alcohol dehydrogenase
Exons: 3
Coding region: 1-1083 (360 amino acids)
Source: RefSeq, a predicted model, not a curated record
AUGGGCGACGCAGGCCUUCCAGCAUCCCUCCGCGCCAGCGUGGAGGCCACCAAGGUGUCUUACACGCAGCUGGGCAGCUCUGGGUUGAGAGUGUCGAUUCCCAUCCUUGGGGCUAUGUCUUUUGGCCACAAAGAUUGGCAGCCAUGGGUGGUCGAUGACGAAGAGGAGGUAGACAAGUUGCUCAAAGGCGCCUAUGACCGUGGCCUCAACACAUGGGACACUGCCAAUGUCUAUUCGAAUGGUGUCUCCGAAGAACUCAUUGGUAAGACGAUCAAGAAACACAACCUGCCACGCCACAAACUCGUUCUCUUGUCCAAAGCAUACGGCACUGUUGGCGAGGAACCCGGCGUUCUCCACAUCAAGUGGGGUGAGGAAAUGAAACAAUCCAAGGACUAUGUCAACCAGGGAGGUCUGAGUCGGACCGCGAUUUUCAACGCAGUCGAUAGGAGUCUAGAGAGAUUGGGGACUACGUACCUUGACCUACUGCAGAUUCACCGGUUUGACAAGACGGUUCCGGUUGAGGAGACCAUGAAGGCGCUGCAUGAUCUUGUUACCUCAGGCAAGGUCAGAUAUAUCGGAGCAUCAAGCAUGUGGGCUUACCAGUUCGCCAAGAUGCAACAAGUCGCGGAAAAGUACAACUGGACGAAAUUUAUAUCGAUGCAGAACCACUACUCGCUGGCGUACCGUGAGGAGGAGCGCGAGAUGAACCCAUAUUGUAUUGAGACUGGUGUUGGACUUAUUCCCUGGGCUCCUUUGUACCGGGGCCUGCUGGCGCGGCCACUGGGAACCAAGGCCACCGCCCGCGAGGAGAGCUCGAAAGGCAACCCUAUGUUCUCCGGUCUUACCGCCGAGGAUCAGGAGAUCAUCAAGCGUGUCCAAGAGCUUGCGGACAAGAAGGGCUGGAAGAUGUCUCAUGUCGCACUGGUUUGGAUCAUCCAGAAGAAGACAAUUCCCAUCGUGGGUUUCAGCAAUCUUAAGCGUUUGGAUGAGGCCAUCGGUGUGAGGGGAAAGACUCUGUCUGACGAUGAGGUCAAGUAUCUUGAGGAGCCUUACAAGCCAAAGGUCAUUGUUGGCCACUCAUGA